AUGAACGCAUCUUACGCAACUGGCAGGAUUAUGGGAAACCGAGGACGUGCAGGGCGUAUCAGUGGAGGACGAAAUGUGCGAAACUCCUCGGCUCCUGGAAUAUCCGACAAUUUCAAUCGACCUCGUUUUGGAAGUAGUAAUAGACGUUCUACCGGUCGCCGUCGUGAAGAAGAGAGUCGACGUAGCAGUCAUCGCCAUAAGCCAAAUGAUGUUCGUAAAUCGUCACGACGAAGUCCAGCAAAGAGUAAAAAUAAUAAUGAUUCAACAGAUAAAGAAGAUCUCAUUCGUUUUAUGCGUCGCAAAGAAGAAGAACAUCGUAAAAAAGAAGAGGAGUUAGUUAUGGAACGUGAGCGUGAAAGAAUUCGUUAUGAGCGUGAAAAAUUGGAGCGUGAUAAGCUUGAACUUGAGACUUUAAGACUUCAGGCGCAGCUAGCUCAGGCAACACAGUUACAAUUUGCUGCAGUUGCAGGUUUACCACAAGGUGGUGCUGCUGCUGUUUCGGUUCCUCUUAUAACUGGAACAGGAGAUUCUUCUACAUCAGCUCUCCAUAAUCAACACUUUGGAGGUGGUGGAUUUAAUCAUCGACGUGAGAGAGAGAGUGCUAUGCCAACAGCUUUCUCUUCAGAACGACGAAAUAUUGAUAUGUCGGCUAAAAGUGAGAUGAGCCGAAGCAAAUCACGAACUUCUAAACAAAAUGAUAGGGAUGAACGUUCUGACAGGUACAUGUUCAAUGAGUACAAAUUGAUAUAA
Meloidogyne enterolobii is the source of this 750-nucleotide messenger RNA. The record is from the annotation of a GenBank genome assembly. NCBI's taxonomy places the organism in Eukaryota, Metazoa, Nematoda, Chromadorea, Rhabditida, Meloidogynidae.